GAGACAUUAAUUUCGGAAUCUAUCUCCGAAGAAGCUAUACAACAAGAGGAAAUGUCAAAAUUGUCUCCUGAAAAGUAUAGAGAAGAGCAAGAAGAGGAUGCGUCAAAUAUUCUUCAGAACAAAAUUUAUUCUUCUGAUAAAUAUGAGGAGGAGGAGGAAGAAGCAAAGCGUGUUAAUAUCUUAGAAGGUAAUAAGUAUCGAGCAAAUAUUCUCCAAGUACCUGUGACAGAACCGUCUGAAAAACCUAGUACAAUUGCACGCAUAGAUCAAUUUUCUAUAUCUCGAGGAGAUCAUGAAGCAAAGGGAUCUAGUAUAGAUGAAGAUGGCAAAAUUCAACAGCUGACUGCCGAAGCAAAAGCUAUUACUAAACUGGAAGAAAAGACAGAAAUUAAAGAUGAAGAUAUCGGUAAAAUACAAGAUGCUUUUGAGAAAAGCAUUAAAGAUAAAAUUUCAAUUGAGAAAGAAAAUGUUGAACAUAGAGAGGAUAAGUAUAACAUUAAGGAUAAUACAGACAUUCCGGAAGUUGAACAACCAACACAUGUGAUACCUGAUCAGGUAGACAAAACAUGUGAAUUAAAGCACGACGAAAAGACUAUUCAUGAUGAUUAUACAGUGCAAGAUGAAAAAAUGGACAUUUCAGUUAAUGUAGAAAACUUAAAUGAAAAAAAUGAUGAUAUCGACAUUUCACGAGAUAAGCAGGACUCAAAAAUAGGCGAAAACUAUUUCUUGAAACAAAAAGCCACAUUAGAUGCAGAAGGAUCAAAGCAAAUGGAAUGCAAUGACAGAAAAAGGAAAAGAUCUCCUAGCCCAGCAGAAGUCCAUCAGCUAUCUCCUGUGCCACGGAAAACCGAGGAUGAACCAGAUCUUGACGAAUCAGUUGUAAUUUUAUCAUGGU
This is a messenger RNA of Wasmannia auropunctata (little fire ant), 895 nucleotides long. RefSeq lists its product as uncharacterized. The transcript is spliced from 2 exons. The record is from RefSeq and is a predicted model, not a curated record. The annotation marks the transcript as partial. NCBI's taxonomy places the organism in Eukaryota, Metazoa, Arthropoda, Insecta, Hymenoptera, Formicidae.